AUGGAGGUUGAGAGUGGCAUUGACAUGCUCUCACCAACUAAACUAGAUGACCUAAGUAACCCUGACUCCCUGGAAUCCUCUUCUGACUUGCCUGGGUCACCCCCAAUCCCUUGUUCCUCCCCUGAGCCUGAAGCGCUCUUUGAGGAAAGAAGACAGGGGUCAACUCACUCCCUCAGUAGGGACGGCCUAGAGAGCCAGACCCCCGCAGAAGAUUCUGCUCAGAGUCGCAGCCAAACAUCUGUUCACAGCCAUAUCGAAAGCCUAAGCCAAGAAACUGCACGCAGUCUUAGCCAGGCAUCUAUCUAUACUGGAUAUGAAGUUCAAGAAAUUGCCCAUAGCCUGAGCCAGGCCUCCAUCCAAAGCCAAAGCGAGGGCCAAGAAAUUGCCCACAGUGUCAGCCAGGCCUCCAUCCGAAGUCAGAGUGAAGCCCAGGAAAUUGCCCACAGUCUCAGCCAGGCAUCAAUCCGAGGACAAAGCGAAACCCCAGAAAUUGCCCACAGUCUCAGCCAGGCCUCCAUCCGAAGUCAGAGCGAAGCCCAGGAAAUUGCCCACAGUCUCAGCCAGGCCUCCAUCCGAAGUCAGAGCGAAGCCCAGGAAAUUGCCCACAGUCUCAGCCAGGCAUCAAUCCGAGGACAAAGCGAAGCCCCAGAAAUUGCCCAUAGUGUCAGCCAGGCCUCCAUCCGAAGUCAAAGCGAAGCCCAGGAAAUUUCCCACAGUCUCAGCCAGGCAUCAAUCCGAGGACAAAGCGAAGCCCCAGAAAUUGCCCACAGUCUCAGCCAGGCUUCCAUCCAAAGUCAGAGUGAAGCCCAGAAAAUUGCCCACAGUCUCAGCCAGGCUUCCAUCCGAAGUCAGAGUGAAGCCCAGAAAAUUGCCCACAGUCUCAGCCAGGCUUCCAUCCGAAGUCAGAGUGAAGCCCAGGAAAUUGCCCACAGUCUCAGCCAGGCUUCCAUCCAAAGUCAGAGUGAAGCCCAGGAAAUUGCCCACAGUCUCAGCCAGGCCUCCAUCCGAAGUCAGAGCGAAGCCCAGGAAAUUGCCCACAGUCUCAGCCAGGCAUCAAUCCGAGGACAAAGCGAAGCCCCAGAAAUUGCCCACAGUCUCAGCCAGGCUUCCAUCCGAAGUCAGAGUGAAGCCCAGGAAAUUGCCCACAGUCUCAGCCAGGCUUCCAUCCGAAGUCAGAGUGAAGCCCAGGAAAUUGCCCACAGUCUCAGCCAGGCCUCCAUCCAAAGUCAGAGUGAAGCCCAGGAUAUUGCCCACAGUCUCAGCCAGGCUUCCAUCCAAAGUCAGAGUGAAGCCCAGGAAAUUGCCCACAGUCUCAGCCAGGCCUCCAUCCGAAGUCAGAGUGAAGCCCAGGAUAUUGCCCACAGUCUCAGCCAGGCUUCCAUCCAAAGUCAGAGUGAAGCCCAGGAAAUUGCCCACAGUCUCAGCCAGGCCUCCAUCCGAAGUCAGAGUGCAGCCCAGGAAAUUGCCCACAGUCUCAGCCAGGCUUCCAUCCAAAGUCAGAGUGAAGCCCAGGAAAUUGCCCACAGUCUCAGCCAGGCCUCCAUCCGAAGUCAGAGUGAAGCCCAGGAAAUUGCCCACAGUCUCAGCCAGGCCUCCAUCCGAAGUCAGAGUGAAGCCCAGGAAAUUGCCCACAGUCUCAGCCAGGCAUCAAUCCGAGGACAAAGCGAAGCCCCAGAAACUGCCCACAGUCUCAGCCAGGCUUCUAUCCAAAGUCAGAGUGAAGCCCAGGAAAUUGCCCACAGUCUCAGCCAGGCUUCCAUCCGAGGACAAAGCGAAGCCCCAGAAAUUGCCCACAGUGUCAGCCAGGCCUCAAUCCAAAGCAAAAGUGAAGGAAAAGAAAUUGCCCACAGUCUCAGCCAGGCUUCCAUCCGAAGUCAGAGUGAAGCCCAGAAAAUUGCCCACAGUCUCAGCCAGGCUUCCAUGCGAAGUCAGAGUGAAGCCCAGGAAAUUGCCCACAGUCUCAGCCAGGCCUCCAUCCGAAGUCAGAGUGAAGCCCAGGAAAUUGCCCACAGUCUCAGCCAGGCAUCAAUCCGAGGACAAAGCGAAGCCCCAGAAAUUGCCCACAGUCUCAGCCAGGCCUCCAUCCAAAGCAAAAGUGAAGGAAAAGAAAUUGCCCACAGUCUCAGCCAGGCCUCCAUCCGAAGUCAGAGUGAAGCCCAAGAAAUUGCCCACAGUCUCAGCCAGGCUUCCAUGCGAAGUCAGAGCGAAGCCCAAGAAAUUACCCACAGUCUCAGCCAGGCCUCCAUCCGAAGUCAGAGUGAAGCCCAAGAAAUUGCCCACAGUCUCAGCCAGGCCUCCAUCCGAAGUCAGAGUGAAGCCCAAGAAAUUUCCCACAGUCUCAGCCAGGCAUCAAUCCGAGGACAAAACGAAGCCCCAGAAAUUGCACACAGUCUCAGCCAGGCUUCCAUCCAAAGUCAGAGUGAAGCCCAGGAAAUUGCCCACAGUCUCAGCCAGGCUUCCAUCCGAAGUCAGAGUGAAGCCCAGGAAAUUGCCCACAGUCUCAGCCAGGCCUCCAUCCGAAGUCAGAGUGAAGCCCAAGAAAUUGCCCACAGUCUUAGCCAGGCUUCCAUGCGAAGUCAGAGUGAAGCCCAGGAAAUUGCCCACAGUCUCAGCCAUGCCUCCAUCCAAAGUCAGAGUGAAGCCCAAGAAAUUGCCCACAGUCUCAGCCAGGCCUCCAUCCGAAGUCAGAGUGAAGCCCAAGAAAUUGCCCACAGUCUCAUCCAGGCAUCAAUCCAAGGACAAAGCGAAGCCCCAGAAAUUGCCCACAGUCUUAGCCAGGCCUCCAUCCGAAGUCAGAGUGAAGCCUCAGAAAUUGCCCACAGUUUUAGCCAAGCCUCCAUCCGAAGUCAGAGUGAAGCCCAAGAAAUUACCCACAGCCUCAGCCAGGCCUCCAUCCGAAGUCAGAGUGAAGCCCAAGAAAUUGCCCACAGCCUCAGCCAGGCUUCCAUCCAUAGCCAAAGUGGAUCCCCAGAAAUUACUCACAGUCUCAGCCAGGCAUCAAUCCACAGCCAAAGCAAAGCAUCAGAAAUUGCCCACAGCCUCAGCCAGGCCUCCAUCCGAAGUCAGAGUGAAGCCCAAGAAAUUGCCCACUGUCUUAGCCAGGCUUCUGUCUCUAGCGAAAGCAAGACUCCAGAAGUUGCACACAGUUUCAGCCAGGCCUCCAUCCAUACCCAAAGUGUAGUGGAAGAUAUUGCCCACAAUCUCAGCCAGGCCUCCAUCCAAAGCCAAAGUGAGGCCCAAGAAAUUGCCCACAGUCUCAGCCAGGCUUCCAUUCAAAGCCAAAGUGAAACCCAAGAAAUUGCCCACAGCCUCAGCCAGGCCUCUAUCCAUAGCCAAAGUGAAACCCCAGAAGUUGCCCACAGCCUCAGCCAGGCCUCUAUCCAUACCCAAAGUGAAGUCCCAGAAAUUGCCCACAGUUUCAGCCAGGCUUCCAUCCAUACUCAUAGUGAAGGCCAAGGAGUUGUUCAUAGUGUCAGCCAGGUUUCCUCCCCUAGCCAAAGUGAAACUUCAGAAAUUGCCCACAGUCUCAGCCAGGCCUCCGUUCAUAUCAAAAGCAAUGGUAAAGAAAUUAUCCAAAGUAUCAGCCAGGCCUCCACCCAUGACGAAGACAAAGCCCAAAAAAAUUCUCCUAAUCUCUUACACAGUCAUGAGAGUGAUAUGUUGCAAAGCCAGGAUUCCCUGCAUGAUCCAGAGUCUCUUCGUAGCAUCAGCCAUUCAUCUGUUCAGAGUGACCAGUCUCCUCUGAGACAUAGUCAGGGAUCUAGCCAUAGCUCUCAUCGGAGUGAGGAAGCUUAUUACAGCGUAAGUGAGGAGACCCACAGCCAAAUGUCUCUGCAGAGUCAAACAACGUUGCAGACCUUGAGUCAGAUUUCCCUGCAAAGUCAAAGUCAUAUAUCUCUGCAAGCUAGAAAGCUUGAUGAGGAUGCGGUCUCACAGAAGACCAAGGAUGAGACAGUGACUGAAAGCCCAUUACCUUACUAUGAUCUACGCUACCUCAAUGACUCCUCAAGUGAUGUUUAUCCUUCCCCAGGAACAUCAAACUGUUCCUUAGCUCCCAGCUCUCCUCGCUCCUUGGAUGACAGUUCACCUCUGUCAUCUAUGUCAUCUAACCAGCUUGCACCUCCCAGUACGGCUCAGGCUACAACUCCCAGUACUCCACAGUCCUUAGCACCGAGCACUUCUCAGCCUGUUACUCCAAGCACCCCAAGAUCAAUGGCUCCUGUUACACCACAUCCCUUGAUGGCCAUUAGUCCGAGGUCAUUGAUUCCCAGCUCUCCCCAGUCCGUGGCUCCUGGGACACCUAAGCUUGCACCUCGAAGCAUAACUCAUUCUUUGGCUCCAGGUCUUCCCGGUCCUUUGGCGCUUGACUCUGAAAUAUCCAUAUCAUCUGACUCUGUAGGUCGUGGUUCUGCUCGGCCCAUGGUUCCCAGUACACUGAGGAUAAUGAGUCCAAUUUCUUUAACAAUCAGCACACCUAGAUCUGCAGCUCCCACAGACUUAAUAACUCCCAGCUCGCCACGCUCCUUCGUUCCAAGCUUGCCAAGCUUGCCCCUCACCCCCAGCUCGCUUCGAUCCAUUGCUCCCGCGGCAUCUGCGACCAAAAGCUCUCCUGACACCCUCAGUUCCUCUCAUACACCAGUACCUACCAAGCCAGAAACAGACACAAGCUCAUCAGUAACUGCAUCUUCGGCCUUUGUGCAAGCUCCUUGCCCUGUGCCAAGGGCAUCACUGAGUCGCACUCCCUCGUCCAAGUCCUCGACCUCUUUCCCAACACCUGCUUCCCUCUCACCCUCCACGCCCUCCUCUCAUGCACCGCGCUACACAACUCCUCCCGAAUCCCCAGGUGCCACUAGGUCAUCCUCUGCGCUUGUCUCUCCGGCAGGAUCUGUCCCUUCCCUGACCCCCGAUUCCCCUCAGAUCCCUCAGUCCCUACACCCACUAGGUUCCCUAAGAGUCAUUGGAUCCCCCCAGGUCUUGGCCCCCCAAGCAACCCCCUUAUUUCCCCCCCGGGCCGGCGCCCCUGCCACUUCCCCCAGAGUUACUAACAUGGACCGACUGUCACCUAACACUGACGAGGACGCUGAUGCUGCUGCUCGUGAUGAUGGUGGUGAUUUUAGUGGUGAUGCUGACAUGUGUGAUGAUAACGGCGCCUGGAAGACCUAUAGUGGUGAUAUUGGUGGUCUUGAUGACGGCCUGCACCCCAUUAGUGACUCUGACGUAAGUGUCCUUAACCCUCAGUAUGGACGACAUCACACAGUCUAGGGAACACCACACGGAUUACACCACAGUAUAAUACAAGGACACCAUAGGAACACCACAAGGUUGCCACGGGGUUAUGCUCUUUAGAAAGGAAACAGGUAUGUCAGGUAUUCCUUCUAGAACACUCGGGUUUUGUUGAAGAGCACAAGUAGCUUAGCGACGCAGAAUUUCGAAGCAGAAAAUCGGCCAUUUCUUGUCCGGAAAUGCAGAGAUCAUAAAAGAGUAGCAUUUUCCUCAACUUCUUUAACCAGUAUUUUAUGGUAAAUCCAAAACCGUUAACUGCCUGAUGUUUGGCCGCUAAUUUCUGACGUUCGUCCGUCAAAGCGCCGUUGCAAGUGCGGGGAAGCCAGUUCUAGUGCGGUUAUCAUAUGCAGGAAUAAAGUGAAAACCAUUCCGUUAUAUUAUGUAACUGUAUUUAUUUACACGCACGCAU
This is a messenger RNA of Penaeus indicus, 5692 nucleotides long. Its product is annotated as mucin-5AC-like. The transcript has a single exon. The coding region runs from base 1 to 5262 and encodes 1753 amino acids. Lineage: Eukaryota; Metazoa; Arthropoda; Malacostraca; Decapoda; Penaeidae. The record is from RefSeq and is a predicted model, not a curated record.